AUGCCAAGUAGCGAAGAAUCCGGAACGCCGCGUCUUAAUGUAUGGAUAUUGGAAGAAUUUAGUGAUCUUGUAAUAGCAUGGGACCUUGCAGUAUCUCGUCCACGUGAUAGUCCGAUGCAAACCCUUCACGAUGCAGUCUACAAACACUUUGUCGCCCGUCGUGGCGGUUUUACACGUCGUAACAAAGCGGCACUUACAAGUAAACGGAGUGCGCUUAAAUUCUCGUACCUCUUUGUACGGGAUUUCAAUACGGGACAGAAACUACAGAAUGAAAAGCUGUUUUUUGACCUCUCAGAGGUCGAACGAUAUCAAUUGAUGACGCAAUGGAAGAAACAAAACUCAAGUGUCAUUGAACUCACUCCUGAUAUGUUUAAGAUCUUGGGACGGAUUAUAACUAAAGGAGGAGAGGAAGAACCCAGUUGGCCAAGAAUAAAAGAUCAACAAGAAGCAAAAGGGACAGUCAAAAUGGAGACAAGACCAACACGAGCUUCCGUAGCACCUUCUGAUGGCCAUGCUACGUCCAUUUUUAUGGAAAAGACGACAAUCAAUACGAAGAAACAAACAGCUACAGCUCGUAGUCUUGCAACGAGCAAUCCCUGGUCAUCAGAUGAGAUGAUGAAGUUGGUAAAAGCUUGGGGUACAGCAGCUCACUUAGUCUGUGAGAGUCCAACGGGUGAACCUAUGUCUAUUGUUCAUGAGAUGUACAGACAGUUUCAAUUACUUCAAGGGGGUAAGAUUGUCCGGAAUUUAUCGGGAUUAGCUACAAGACGUCGAGUGUUGAAACAGUCCUACUCGAAGAUUGUGGCUUUUAAUAAGAUUCAAGAGAUGAAUGGAAACCCCAUGUUUACCGAGUUAUCUACGACAGAGAGACAAAAUUUGAUAAGGUCUUGGAAGAAUGCAAACGUGUUGGAUCUGUCGGAAGAAAUCUAUUCGGAAUUAGACAAGAUCAUCCCGUUGGAUACACGAGCUGUCGCACUUGAAGACAUGCGGCGUGCUAACGCGGGAACCACAUCGAACUCAGGAAACGGACGAGCAAACCGGAAACCAGGAAGACCACCAAAAAAGCAGAAAGCUUCUAAGCUGACGCGUGAUAGCAACGACGAGGAAACGUUUUCUUUGCAGCCGUAUAGUGGUGUCGAUGACAGUGAAGAAGAGAAAGCUUUUGUCAUUCCGAGGAUAAGUGCCCACAGACGCACAGAGCUUGACAACAAGGUGAAGACUGCUGAUCAGUCUGCCGAGAGUGUUUUCUUAACACAGCAAAAACACUCACGCGUUCGUACUGAAGGCAUUCUCGCCAGACAAACACCAAGUAUUUCGGCAAACCGCGAUUCUAGCGUCAUGCUAGAUACGAAGCCAGAUGUUGAAGGGCUACGUACUAUCAAGACUACUGAUAGUGCUGGUAAAACCGCAAAGUCAACACCAGUGUCUUUUUUGCAAAAACAUCUCGUGCAGAGUGGAUCCCCAAUUGCGCAACUGUGCGCAAAAGCAGAUAGCUUUACCGCUGCUGAUGGUGAAAAUGGUAUUGUCGAGAGGUUAGAACAUCCUGCGCUUCACCGAGAUCGCAAGGCUAAGCCAGUCUUAGUAUCUAGUGCUCGAAAACAACUCACGAGUAGGUUAAUUUUUUCGGGGGCAUUUCAACAACCGGAAGUUGCUUAUGCUGAUGAUGAAGAUCUUGGCAUCGAGGAGACAGGACUUUCCGUGUGUAACCAAGACCAUGGGGCUAUAAUUCUAAAGCCUAGAUCUGAUGUGUCGAAAGUCGAUCAUAACGAAAAUGUAAUUGCUAACGCAACACCGACUAAUAACACAACGGAUCCUGCAAAACACUCGAAGAAAAAGCGCAAACUUAAUGUUGACGGACCGAAUGGACAUUUGUGGGAGAACAAAGAGCUCCAGAUACUUAUUAACGCGUGGGAAAAGGCAGCUAUUAUAGUGUGUAAUAGUGCUCCUGCCGAUCGGUUGUCCCUCAAUAGAGAGAUGUAUCGCGAGUUUGUUGAGGUGCAAGGUGGAAAGUCGAUGCGAAACAGCACCGCCCUUGCCGCGCGUCGAAGCUCACUGAAGUUUUCAUAUGCUCACAUCCAAUCCUUCAAUGAGUCACAGAAGGCUAAGGGGGAACCUUCUUACCAUGAAAUUUCAGAAGAUACGAGGAUGACUCUACUGCGGUCCUGGAAAAACCGCAACUCGGUGGAUCUUACGAAGGAAAUGUAUGAUGGUUUGGGACGUAUCUUUGCUAUGGAUGAAAAACUUGCCAAGGUUCGAAGUCUCCGCCCACCUCCAGUACCCAAACCCAAGAAAAAAGAAAAAAGCUAUAUGGAAACCAAUGACUCUGACACGAACCACGGUUCUAAAAUGCCAAAAUGGACCACUGAAGAGUCCUCAGACUUGAUUAAGGCGUGCGCAGAUGUGAUGAACGUUCAUAGCGACAAAAAACAGUCAGCCACAGAGCGAGAAGAAAUGAUAUACGAUGCUUUUGUGGCUCGUCGACAAAAUGCAGGAGAUACCGACACGCCUAUCCGGCGAGACCUUAGAUCGAUGGCGCAACAGUGGAGACAUAUUCUUGCUUCAUACUCGUAUAUCAAGGAAUGCAACGACAAUCGUUCCGAGGGAGAGAGUUCAUCCUGGUUUGAUAUGUCAGCUGUGCAAAAGCGAGCGUACCAGCAUUGUACGAACGUCCCAGCAAAAUUUGUGGAUCUUGAUGCCGAGAUGUUUGCAUUGGUUACUGAAACCUCAUUCGUGGAGGAAGUAGAUCCGCCUCUGCCACUAUCUGAUAUUAAAGGAGCCGCUGAAGGUAUAUCGCUGCGUCCUCGGUCAACGCGAAAGAGAACGGAGGCAUUUUGGUCGUCAGAUUCCGAAUCGUCGGUGAAUUCGAAGCCGAUACCUAGUGCGAAACGUGCCAGCAAGAAAGACUCAAAACUACCCGCGGUAAAGAAGGGGAACAAUUGGCCUAUUGAAGAGGUAUGGAAUCUCGUUCAAGCCUGGGAAGAAGCAUCAAGAGUGACGGAGAGUAGUAGACUAACGUCAGCGCUGGGUGAGACAUUUACACUAUUUACAAAUCUACAGGAGGGUCCCCCCAACCGGCAUCGAACUGUUAGCAGUGUGCGAAACAAAAUGAUCGCGUUGAAGUCUUCAUUCACGCGUAUCUCGAACUUUAUCGUAGAGAUAGGUGACAGUUCGGGGUGGUUCGACAUGCCUCCGGAACAGAGGUUGAUUGAAAUUCGCAGCUGGAACAACAAAACGAUCGUAAAUCUUGACAAGGACAUGUACAAUGCACUGGAGCAGAUUUUGUCGAGGAAGAAAGAUGGGACGCAAGAGAAACCCGGCAAGCGCAAAUUAGGUAAACCCCAAAAAACUGGACUUGAUACGAAAACUGAAAAGGAACAAGAUAAGACGGGUCACACUGGGCAGAAGCACGAGAAGUGCGUAGUUGCAAAUUGGAGCAAAGAAGAGUUGCUUAUGCUGGGCGAAGCUUGUGGUGAAUUGCUGGAGGGGCGACGAAGUCGGCGGUAUGUAUUUGAGGAAGAAAAGGAUCGGUUUUUCCGUCGAUAUGAAGAAUUAGGUGGAACCAAUUCUCUGUCUGCGACCGUGGGACUUGCCAGGUUCGUGUUGGACUCGUAUGAGUUCAUUUACUUCUACAACCAGAAAGCAGCCGAAACCAACUGCUUUUCCUGGUUUGAACUCUCCGCGGUAGACCGAGACUCAAUUGUAUCGAGAAUAGGCAAAGCUCACCGGAGCUUUAACGGCUUGAGUACUGUUGACGAAGAUAUAUUUGACGUGAUUGAUAGAAUUGAUGCUGAGUUGCGCGUGAAGCUGGGCGAGACAAAGAAGAAGACAUACAAGCCUCCGAACGAUGCUGCAUCUUCUCGCUACGUCGACAUUGAGGCUGUUGUUGAGCGGUGCUUCUUUAGAAAGAGAAAGCAUUCGGCAUCGAAGAAGGCCGUUGUCCGCGAAGUACCAGUACAGUUAGAGGAGUUGUCGGAUGGAGAGGCAGACUUAUCGUCAUCAGAAUCGUCGUUGCCUGAGGAGUCUGGUAGUGAUUCGAGCGCCCCAGUUAGGGUGAAGUCUCGCCAAUUGAAACACUCAGACGAAGACAGUCCCACUCAUUUACCCAGGCACCGCGUUGUUCCCCGUAGAUCCAAAGCUAUUCAUAAGCGCAAGAGAGGUGCUGGUAUUGACGGUUCUACAACGCUGUACAUUACGGAGAUUAUUCAAAAGCAAAACAGACAACUAGAAGAGGCCGUGAAGCGCUUUCGAAAGGACAGUGCGGAUGCUCGCAAAGAGCACCAUACUUUUUUGGUGCAGAAGAUCCAAGACAGCUUUCCUGUUGACACCGGUAACGGCUCCUACUUGGAGCGAGUCGCUGACCGACAGGGCCAGACCUUGGUGGAAAUUUUCCAGAGAUUGCAGCAGCAACGUGACGCUGAGAAAGCGAAAGACGACGAGCUGAUGCGCCAGUUAUUCAGUCGAGUGGUCUAG
This is a messenger RNA of Peronospora farinosa, 4470 nucleotides long. The record is from the annotation of a GenBank genome assembly. NCBI's taxonomy places the organism in Eukaryota, Oomycota, Peronosporomycetes, Peronosporales, Peronosporaceae.